Vanderwaltozyma polyspora DSM 70294 is the source of this 783-nucleotide messenger RNA. Its product is annotated as NAD(P)H-dependent oxidoreductase. The coding region runs from base 1 to 783 and encodes 260 amino acids. Lineage: Eukaryota; Fungi; Ascomycota; Saccharomycetes; Saccharomycetales; Saccharomycetaceae. Gene Ontology annotation, molecular function: NAD(P)H dehydrogenase (quinone) activity. The record is from RefSeq and is a predicted model, not a curated record. The transcript has a single exon. Gene Ontology annotation, cellular component: cytosol.
AUGAAAGUUUUAAUUGUUUUUGCUCAUCCAGAUGAACGUUCUUUAAACGGUUCCUUGUUGAAGGUUUCUGUCAAACAACUAGAAGAUGAUGGACAUGAAGUCAAGGUCAGUGACUUGUAUAGAAUGAAAUGGAAGGCUGUUAUUGACGAGGAUGAUUUCUUGAAUCACAAUAAGGGAGAAAGGUUACAAGUUGCAGCUGCCUCUGGUGGUGCAUUUUUCAACAACAAAUUAACUGAAGAUGUUGUUCAAGAACAUGAAAAAUUGCAAUGGGCUGAUACUGUUAUUUUCCAAUUCCCAAUGUGGUGGUUCCAAAUGCCAGCAAUUUUAAAGGGUUGGGUUGAUAGAGUUUAUUCUUUGGGUUAUGCUUGCGGGGUUGGUGAACACAAUGAAACCAAAUGGGGUGACCGUUACGGUGAUGGUUUUUUCAAAGGUAAGCGUGGUAUGCUAAUGGUAACUAUUGGUGGUCCAGUAAGUAAUUACAGUGAAAGAGGUAUUUGCGGUCCUAUCGAUGAUGUUCUAUUCCCAAUCAACCAUGGUAUCUUAUACUAUCCUGGUUUCAGUGUUUUACCUUCAUUUAAAGUUUUUAAAUCUAAUACUAUGACUUCAGAGGUAUAUGACGAUUGGGCCGCUAAAUUAGAAGAACAUUUGCACAACAUUGAAAACAUGGUGCCAAUUCCUUACAGAAGUCAAAAUGAUGGUGACUAUUCUAUUCCAUCUUUGGAGAUGAAACCAGGAUUUGGAAAGCCGGGUGCUCAAGGUUUCUCUUUACAUAUCGAUAGCUAA